UAAGUACGGAUUAAUCGAUGGAUGUGUUUCGGAAUCUAAGGAUUAAAACGGCCGACCAAAUCUGAUUGGGGGCUUUUGGGCUGGUCUGAAGUCGCCAAACUUAGUCAAGAAUGUUUCCCGGGAUGGAAUUUCGCUUGCGAUUUUUAGUAGCCAGAUGUAGUGCAAAACGCUUGCGGUUGAACUUCUCUUUCAUCCUCAGUUCUUGGAUGGACUUCAAAAUCCAGAUUUGUGUGCUCUGACUCGAAGAGACAAUCAAAUCCAACAUGGAUAUUUUAUUCUAGAAACUGUUUCAGAUUUGCUGUCAUCAUUUUCUCAUCAAUCAUGCAACUUUGAUAUGUAGCUGAAUGAAUGUGAUGAACUGAAAUGAAGACCACUGAAAAUCCGCAGAAUACAGAAGAAAUACAAUCUUCAUCCCAAGCUUCAAAUGAAAUUUCGCAUAACCAUCAGAAUUCUCUAGUUGCCGAGUCACCAAGAGCAGCCACUGGAUCAUCUUCAAAAGGAAUCAAUCAAAAUAAGAAUGUUUGCCGUGAAGACAUUGAGCUAGUCCAAAAUCUAAUAGAGCGUUGUCUGCAACUGUAUAUGAACAGAGGAGAGGUGGUUAGGACUCUGUCCACACGUGCUAAGAUAGAACCAGCUUUUACCACACUAGUGUGGAAAAAACUUGAAGAAGAAAAUUCUGAAUUUUUCAGGGCAUAUUAUAUAAGUUUGAAGUUGAAAAGCCAGAUCAAUCUUUUCAAUCAGUUACUAGAACACCAAAGCCAUCUUAUGAAGAGUUCUGUCCUACCAAAUACUCCAGUUGCUCCAAUACAUAUUGGAAUGGAUACUAAGACUGUCAACAGCAUGCCUAUGGGGUAUCCAGUUCUUCAGCAAACUGCAAUGCCAGCUAUAGGUCAGCCACAUUUUGAUGCUACCGGUUGUGCAUUGACCAGCUGCCAUGUGGUUCAUGGAAUUCCUGCACCAGUCAGAUUCCUACCUAUUUCAAUAAAUUCUGGCAAAGACAUUUUGAUGAAUGGUGGUACACCUGAAGAAGCUGUGUCAGCUGUGCCAUGUAGUAUAUCAGAGAUUAAUGGAAGUCCUGCAUCAGUUGCGUCAAACAAUCACUUUCCAUUCACUCCAUCUGAGAUAUCUGGUAUGGCCCUGGAUGCAUCAGGACUUGAUGCAACCUUAACAUCUGCUGUGGCAAGUUCGGAAGAAUUUCAUCUAGGUCAAGAUUGUCACAUUGGUUCAUCCAAAGCUUCAUUAGGAUCACUUGGACAGCUUUGGAAUUUAAACCUUUCAGAAUUAACAACCGAUUUGGCUAAUUUCGGAGAUCUUGGAGCUCUGGAAGACUAUACUGGCUCUCCUUUCCUCCCAUCAGACUCUGAUAUCCUACUCAACUCCCCAGAACGGGACGACCAAGUUGAGGAAUACUUUGCCGACCCAGUGACUGUGCCAUCUGCGCAACCAGAUGAGGAGAAACUUUGAGAAAUUGAGGCAUCAACAAGCGUUAUUCAGGCUUGAAGGCUGUGCGACGCUGGCCAAUCUGAGAACAUGCAAUCAAUCAACUGCUGUGUUAUCACUAGCAGCACUAAGAUUCUCUUUAAUUGGAUUUAUUUUGCAAUCUGAAACACAGACAAAUUUCAUGUUUUUGGAUGAUUGUUGACUUCCGAAACUUCUCUAUGGUUAAGUGUAGGGCAUGGAGGAGAGCUUGAAUUUCAAAGUUCAAGGGCUUUCCAUUUACCUGCACUGAAAUCCAAGUCUGAUGAUUUUUUAA
This is a messenger RNA of Zingiber officinale, 1753 nucleotides long. RefSeq lists its product as uncharacterized. The coding region runs from base 364 to 1464 and encodes 366 amino acids. The record is from RefSeq and is a predicted model, not a curated record. The transcript has 9 exons. Lineage: Eukaryota; Viridiplantae; Streptophyta; Magnoliopsida; Zingiberales; Zingiberaceae.